GAAGAGGUGAGGUCUUGUGAGGCUGUUGCAGAGAGGGAGAGACUCGCACACCGGAGGACUGUCCCACUCACUAUCCUCUGCUGGGAUAUUCUUACACUCGCCCCUUAUUCUGCUGAGCAGUGCCUACUGGGUAUUUUUAUGUGGCUCAAUUCUUCUCUCUUUCAACACCGGAUAAAGGAAUGUUUAGGAAGAAUAGUGGGUAACACCGAAGAGCCCGAUAAAGGAUGACAUUUGGGCGAUUUGUUCCUGUUUAGAGACAGUUUGGGUCGGACAACGUGGAGGCGCACUGCGCACAUGCCCUUUUUGGAUUACCGCACUCUCUCUUCUGUUGAAUCUGUCGUCAUGAAACGUGCUGGUACAUGAAUUGAAUCCCUGCGUUCACUCGUCGCACGCCGUCGUCCCUCUUCGACCCCCGAUCCAGAUGAGAGAUCCCCCCGGUGGACCUAAACCGCUUUUACGCAGCCAGUCCCCGGAGCGCAGCGCCGCCGACGCCAGCGGUUACCUACACCGGAUAGGAGCGGAGAGACCGUCCGUUCCCACACCCGCGUCUUGUCCUUCUCCCUCGGAUCCCUCGCGCCAGGCUAAGAGGCUUCCCAUCCGGAUCGUAAAGAUGUUGACGGCGCACAGCGGCCACUUGCUGCACCCGGAGUAUCUCCAGCCUCUCACAUCCGCGCCAGUCAGCAUUGAACUGGAUGCAAAGAAGAGUCCUUUGGCUCUGCUUGCCCAGACCUGCUCUCAGAUUGGCAAACCAGACCCCCCCUCUUCUUCCAAGUUGGCCUCCCUCUCUUCAGGCAGCCUGGGUGACAAGGAGUCAUCCAGCCGGUCAUCCAAAUCUGGAGAGCAGCACCAGUCCCCGGAGGACAAAUCCAGCUUUAAACCUUACUCCAAGUCAUCAGGCGACAGUCGCAAGGAUGUUCUAGUGACAAAGGGGGCUUCAGAUAAAGCAGCUUUCAGGGUGCCAAAUGGAAGCUCCAGUGGUGGCAGUGUCUCGUGUCCAUCCUUCCCCCCCCAUUCCCAGUCACCCAGCUCCAGCUCUCCUCCACUGCACACCCAGAGCCAGCCCCACAGACAAAGCCAUUCCCCGUCCACGCAGCCACCACCACACUCCCAAGCCCACAUGGACAACAAACCCGGGAGCUCAGAGCAGGGCAGCUCGGACACUAACAACAGCAGUGUUGUCAAAAAAGACACAGAUGCGGCUAAAUCAGCGAUGGAUGGGGCUCAGUUAGCCAACUCCAGCCACAUACGGGCCAGUGCCAAUUCCAGCAAUGCUAGCUCCGCCAGCAGCCCGCGGCCGGAGAGCAAGGCUGACCUGCAGGCCUCUUCACAACCUGGCCUGGGCUCCGGGCACAUCGCCCCUGUAUCCCCUUUUAAGCAAGGACAUUCUGUUUUCCCCUUGCCUCCUGCUACAAUGGGCUACCAUGGCUCCAUUGUGGGGGCCUACGCAGGCUAUCCCUCCCAGUAUGUUCAUGGUUUGGAUCAUUCCAAGUCUAGUUUAGGGAUCGGACAUCCGGGGAAGCACCCCAGCUCCAGCCCACUCACUGGAGCCUCACCUCCAUCUCUGAUGCAGGGCUUAUGUCGGGACCCAUAUUGUCUGACCUACCCCAAUGCACCCCACCUAGGAGGCAGUAACUGCUCCACCUGUGUUCACGACCCCACAAGCCUCAAAUCUGGUUUCCCCUUGGUUUACCCUUCACAUCAUCUCCACUCCUUGCACUCCAGCUCCCUGUCCUCUAGUACCACCCCCUCCCUUUCCCACCCCCUUUACACUUAUGGUUUCAUGCUCCCCAAUGAGCCGCUGCCCCAUGCCUGUAACUGGGUAUCUGUUGGAGGUCCUUGUGACAAGCGUUUUGGAACAUCAGAGGAGCUACUUGCACACUUGCGUACACACACAUCCCUGCCUGGGAUGAUGGACAGUAAGCUGUUGUCAGCCUACCCUUCAUCAGUUUCAUCAACAGCCUCCUGCCACCUCCAUCUUCCCCCACACAGCAGCCCAGGAACUCUGCCCAGUUCCUUCUCCCUCCGAGGCUCGCCUGGUUUGGGCCUGGCCCGAUACCAUCCCUAUAGCAAAACUCACCUGCCUGGAGCCCCUGGACUUCACAUGCCAUCCCUCACCUCCUCCUCAGCCUAUUACUCCCCCUAUGCCCUCUACAGUCAGAGACUGGGCUCAGCCUCAGCCCUUGGAUACCAGUGAUGUCUGAAAAAGUGGAAAAUAGACUUUUCAGAGCAGCCAUGAAGAUGGAUUCUUGAGACUGGGGUCAUCACCAGUACAGGGCAUCACAGCUGCCAGGACUAGCACCUGUUAGCCUCAGGAUUGUGACUGGUGCUCCAAAGGUAAAAGACCCGUUGAUGGAUUGUCUGCAGCACAGAACCAUAGACUUUAGUAAAUAAAGAUGGUGGGAAGCAGAUUUUUGAAAAUAAUGAAAUUCUGGGCUUUUUUUUAUUCAACAGUUUUGAUUUGGUUGUUUGAUCCUCUAUAUCUGUCUCCCAGAACUAAAAGUCUGUAUUUAUUUUUCACUCAAGCGCUUGGUAUUCAAAUCUUCGGGGGGGGGGAGGGGUUUGUUGUCCAAAUAAAUUGUUCUUAAGUAUUCUACCUGAAAAAGAAUGAUUUAAGUAAAGUACCAUUAUGCCUAUCAUACACUCAAAAAAUAAAAACUCUUGCACCAUGAUGAAGAUGGACUAUGAGGCUUUAUUCUGGGAACCUCCUUUUUUAAUCUCAUUUCCUCUCUGCUGUCAUUUUUUUCCUUCAUAUUCAACUGUACAUUUUGAUUCUGGAGAAUUGCAUGUCCAUGAGAUUUAUCUUGAACAAUAACAGUAUUUUUAUUUGUAAAUAUGCAAAGAUGUAAUAUUUUUUCAAUCUUAUUUGGGGUCAGAAAGUUGGGUUCACAGAUGGAAAUGGUACAAAGAUAAGAUACAAUUACAUAAAUAAAAACAAAUAAUGAUGGCUGUGCUAUCCAACCAACAGGAAAAGGUCUUAUUUUGUUAAAUAAAUGAUACAUGAUUUUGA
This is a messenger RNA of Scophthalmus maximus (turbot), 3007 nucleotides long. It is a transcript of the gene znf703, whose product is annotated as zinc finger protein 703. Gene Ontology annotation, cellular component: nucleus. The transcript is spliced from 2 exons. Lineage: Eukaryota; Metazoa; Chordata; Actinopteri; Pleuronectiformes; Scophthalmidae. The record is from RefSeq and is a predicted model, not a curated record. Gene Ontology annotation, biological process: negative regulation of DNA-templated transcription. Bases 422 to 2194 code for a protein of 590 amino acids.